AUGGCUUCUCAACCCCCUGAACCCGCAACGAUCAAGGGAUUGCAAAGCUCCAAGCAGGUAGCAUUGUUGGAUGCUAUCGACAACCUCCGCGAGCUGAACAAGAGGCAUGAAGAUUACAACAUCGAUCCACAGUUGAUCGUCUGUGGAGACCAGUCGUCCGGAAAGAGCUCCGUUCUUGAGGGGCUCACAUCCCUCAGUUUUCCUACGAAAGAGGGCACAUGCACCACUUUUGCGACUGAAGUUGCACUACGAAGGGGUACGGAUGUAAGAAUAACGUGCUCAAUCUCCCCAGGGGAAAAGCGGUCCCAGGCACAGAUCCAAGAGAUUUCCAAAUUCCACAAGUUCUUCACUCAACUUGAAGACGUCAACAUCACCGCCCUGAUUGAAGAAGCGAAAAGUCACAUGAUCUUUGGUGCUUCCUCGAACACCUCUUCGUUCUUUGACGACGUCUUGAAGAUCAAAUACGUUGGCCCUGAUGUCCCUCCUCUUACCAUUGUUGAUCUACCUGGCCUGAUCCAAUCUGCAAUCAAAGGAAGGGAAAACGAUGUUGAGCAGGUCCAUAACCUCGUGAAGAGGUAUAUGGAUAACCCGAAGUCUAUUAUUCUGGCGGUGGUCUCCGCCCAAAAUGACUUGAACAACCAAGCAGUCUUCAAGAUGGUCCAAAGAGCUGAUCGAGAAGGCCAGCGGAGUCUCGGUAUCAUCACCAAACCAGACCUUUUGAAUGCAGGAUCGGAGACUGAAGCAACCGUCGUUCGACUGGCCAACAACGAAAUCAUGCGGUUAGAUCUCGGUUGGCAUGUAGUUAGGAAUCGAGGCUGGAAAGAAGAGGAGCUCUCACUCGAAGAACGCAAUCAGAAAGAACGCGAAUUCUUUGCGUCCAGCAUAUGGAAGGCGCUUCCCGAAUGCAAUGUUGGUAUUGAUAGCUUGAGGACGAAACUUUCAGAGUUACUCCUGCGGCAUGUUUGCAAGGAGCUCCCCGCGAUCACCGGAGCCAUUCGAGACGCGAUUGUUGCGACCAAUUCUCGCCUCGCGAGAUUAGGGGAAGGUCGAGAGACUCCGCGAGAACAGCGUUCUUACCUGACAGACAGUGCGGCAAAAUUCCAGUUACUCACACACAGUGCCUUGAUAGGCCACUACGACGGGGAUGCCUUCUUCACGUCAACCUCGGUACAGGACCAACGGGCAAGACGUCUCCGCACCCAAAUCCAGAGUCUCAACAGAGCAUUCGCUCAUAUUAUGUACCACAAGGGGCAUGCUUGGAACAUCGCGAAUGACCUACCAACCUCCGCAAACCUGGGGUCUCCAGCCUUGCAGUCCCAGGCGCUUCAACAAUACGAUGCCCAGUUUGACGACCCCGAGCAGAUUACGCGGGCCGAGCUACUAAAGCGUAUCAAGGAAUAUCUGGAAGAGAGUGAUUGCUCUGGAAUCCCGACACUGGUCAACCCCGGAGUCGUCACGCGGGUCUUUCGUGAUCAGUCUCAACAAUGGGAAUUUAUUGCUGAAUGCCAUCUCGAGCGCGUCUUUGAAGCGGCACAGAAGUAUAUUUAUGCUGCCCUGUCGUCACUUAUGGAUGAGCAAACAUUCCAAAUGCUUCGGAUGGAGUGGGUUGAUCAACGGCUUGAAGAGAGGAGAAUCGCCCUCGAAGCCAAGCUGAAGGAGCUUCUGGUUCCCUACCAGAAGCUGAGCCCAUUCGUAUAUGAUCCGACUUUCAGCUUGCAGAUUCACCAGAUGCGAGCGGAGAGGUACACCGACAACGCGUCCACGGCCGCGCAUAGAGCAUUCAGGUUCGGCUCAAAUAACAGUAGUGGGCCUAGCUUGUUGACGCAAUCCCCCGACGAUGACACGUAUGCGGAGGUUCUUGAUCACAGUCAAACAUACUACAAGAAAGCACUGACGGUUUUCAUUGACAAUGUCGCUGUGCUUGCUGUAGAAAACUGUCUGAUAGCAGAUCUUGCAGAAAUAUUUUCACCGAAAACGGUUUCUGAAAUGAAUGAAGACCUAUUAAGGUUGAUUGCUUCUGAGUCAGACGAAAUCCGGGCCGAGCGCAUCAAGACGGAGAAAACGCUGGCGCGUCUGAAAGAGGGAAAACGCGAGUUAGAAAGGGCGCAGGUCUUUGACACUCUGACAGGUAAGUAG
This is a messenger RNA of Westerdykella ornata, 2136 nucleotides long. RefSeq lists its product as uncharacterized. Gene Ontology annotation, cellular component: membrane; cytoplasm; microtubule. The transcript has 2 exons. The coding region runs from base 1 to 2136 and encodes 711 amino acids. Lineage: Eukaryota; Fungi; Ascomycota; Dothideomycetes; Pleosporales; Sporormiaceae. The record is from RefSeq and is a predicted model, not a curated record. Gene Ontology annotation, molecular function: GTP binding; microtubule binding; GTPase activity.